Molecule: messenger RNA, 1806 nt
Organism: Cryptotermes secundus
Lineage: Eukaryota; Metazoa; Arthropoda; Insecta; Blattodea; Kalotermitidae
Gene: GTPBP1
Product: GTP-binding protein 1
Biological process (GO): translational elongation
Molecular function (GO): translation elongation factor activity; GTPase activity; GTP binding
Source: RefSeq, a predicted model, not a curated record
UGACAACCGGAAGCUGUAGUAGUGGUGACAGGUAAUGGUGGCACUUAUUAUUGAAGAGUAAAUAGUUACAGUUCAGUUCCUGUACUUGUGAGGAAUGUCUAGCAUAUGUAGAAUAACAGUUAUUCUGGAUUUUAAUAUGGGAUAUCGAAUACACGGCUGAGGAUCUUCCGACUGGCAGUUACACAAUUGUUUUUGAAAUAAUAAGAAAGCUAGAUCAUGGCAGCGGUUGUGGAUCAGACUCCAACGAAAGCAGAGGCAACUUCUAAUAUGUUUUCUGCACCACAAGAUCUGUCGGUACCACCAGCAGUGGACUACUCUUCCGUAAGAAUGAAGACAGCAUUGGUAAGUCCAAAUGAGAAACAGUUUGUUCUUCUACAAAAGCGACUCAAAGAGAGACUAGAAGAUGGGAGAGGAGAGACCAUCUUUGAUGUUGGUGUUGGUGAAGAUGGCAGUGAAAGUGGGUUGAAGCAAGAUGAGUAUGAUGCAUCAGUGGCCACUUUGCAGUCGUUGGCUGCUACGCUGGAUGCAGACUGUGUGCCACUGAGGCACCGAAAAGUGGAUGAAGGCGUCACAGGGCAGUAUUUGGUGAGACGCAGGAUAGAUCAGCAAGACUUCUUAGAAAUCAGGGUAGCUGUUGUGGGCAAUGUUGAUGCAGGGAAAUCUACUCUGUUAGGAGUACUGACACAUGGAGAGUUGGACAAUGGAAGAGGACAUGCUCGGCAAAGGCUGUUUCGUCACAAACAUGAAAUGGAAUCUGGACGUACCAGUUCUGUUGGGAAUGAUAUUUUGGGAUUUGAUAGUCUUGGGAAUGUGGUGAACAAGCCAGAACAUGGGUCCCUGGACUGGGUGAAAAUCUGUGAGAAAUCAUCCAAGGUGAUAACAUUCAUUGACUUGGCAGGUCAUGAGCGUUACCUGAAGACCACAGUAUUUGGAAUGACCGGUCAUGCGCCUGAUUUUGGAAUGCUUAUGGUAGGUGCAAAUGCUGGCAUAGUGGGCAUGACAAAAGAACACUUGGGACUAGCGCUGGCAUUGAGCGUACCAGUAUUUGUGGUGGUGACCAAAAUUGAUAUGUGCCCACCAAAUGUCCUGCAGGAUACACUGAGACUUCUGGUACGAAUACUGAAGUCCCCUGGCUGCAGGAAGGUACCUGUUAUGGUUAAAUACAGUGAUGAUGUCGUCAUUAGUGCUACAAAUUUUGUGUCAGAAAGGUUGUGUCCAAUAUUUCAAGUUUCCAAUGUUACUGGGGAGAAUCUGAACCUUCUGAAGAUGUUCUUGAACCUCCUGACUGCAAGGAUGAUAAGCCGAGAUGAUGAGCCAGCUGAAUUCCAAAUAGAUGACACCUAUUCAGUUCCUGGAGUUGGGACCGUAGUGUCAGGCACAACCUUGAAGGGUGUGAUCCGCCUGAAUGACACCCUCUUGCUUGGACCAGAUACGCUAGGGCACUUCAUACCGAUUGCAGUAAAGAGCAUCCAUAGGAAACGCAUGGUUGUAAGAGAAGUGAGGGGAGGCCAGACUGCAUCCUUUGCCCUGAAGAAGAUCAAGAGGUCACAAAUUAGAAAGGGAAUGGUGAUGGUAUCUCCAGCAGUAAAUCCUAGUGCAUGCUGGGAAUUUGAAGGCGAAAUUUUAGUUCUCCAUCAUCCAACAACAAUUAGUUCUCGUUACCAAGCCAUGGUACAUUGUGGGAGUAUCCGUCAGACAGCAUCCAUUCUGUCCAUGUCACAAGAGUGUCUGCGCACAGGUGACAAAGCACUUGUCCACUUCCGCUUCAUAAAACAUCCUGAAUACAUCAAGGCUGGACAGAGAAUG